AGGUGCUAUGCGUCAUCCGCCAUAACGUUGUUAGUGCGUGAAAGUGAGAUCGUUUUGUGAAAUUGUUAAAUAAAAAAGUGAUUUUAUUGUGAUAUUUUUGUUGUAAAAGUGUUUAAUGUGUUAACAAAGAUGACUGAGUGGUAUAGAAUGAAGACGGGCUUUAUUAACAAGCACGAUUCAUCAGAAUUGUCGACAGAAACUUCAUGUGAAAUGUCAGACUCUUUCAAUAUAUUUUCGGAUAAUUUGAGUCCGAUUCCUUCGUCAAUAGUGCCUAGGAAGUUGGAUUUUAGCAGCAUGGAUGACGAUGACGGCAUGAGGGAUGCUGUACCUCCUCCGGUUACACACAGUCCUCCGUAUAAACGAGUUAGGGCUUUAAGGUUAUUCGACAGUCCGCACACGCCGAAGACCCUGCUGGAGAAAUGCUCCACUCCAUCACACCAUCCGCCGCGCUCCAGGCUAUUCCCGCCCAAAUUAAACGCGCAGUCGGGCAUGCCGUCGGGCUCCAGUCACCACCUGCACCCACCGUCAGGAGACGAUGACAGCGCGCUCGGCAGUCUACCACCAGACGAGCUGGACGAGUCCAGGGUCAACAGACGAGCAGUCGCCAACAUCAAUCCUUUCACACCUGAUGGCCAAGCCCUAAAUAAGAAGAAGCGGGCGUUGUCAAAAACACCGACCUGGGGCGACGCUACUCCCGAACAGCCGGCCAAGAGGCUCAGGGAAUCGAACAUAUCCCGUUACAACGUGGAGUUCCUAGAGCUAGGCGUGAUAGGUCGCGGGCAGUUCGGUCGCGUGACCAAGUGCGUGAACAAGUUGGACGGGUGCGUGUACGCGCUGAAGCGGUCGCUGCGGCCCGUCGCCGGCUCCGCGGCCGAGCGCGCCGCCCUCACCGAGGUUUACGCGCACGCCGCGCUCGGGAAACAUCCGCAUGUCGUCAGAUAUUACUCAGCGUGGGCGGAGGACGACCACAUGAUAAUCCAGAACGAGUACUGCGACGGUGGCUCGCUGCAGCAGAAGAUGGAGUCCGGACCGCUGGCUGAGGCUGAACUGCUUCUCCUACUGGCUCACAUCGCUGAUGGGUUGGCCUACAUCCACUCGCUGCAGCUGGUGCACAUGGACGUGAAGCCGGGCAACAUCUUCAUCUGCAGCGGGGAGGGCGAGCCCUCGCACGACUCCGACGACGGCUACGACGACGACGAGCCGCAGUCACAUCAUAAGUAUAAGAUUGGCGACCUGGGCCACGUGACGUGCGUGUCGUCUCCGUCGGUGGAGGAGGGCGACUGCCGCUACCUGCCCAAGGAGGUGCUACAGGAGGACCUCACGCAGCUCACUAAGGCAGACAUAUUCGCGUUCGGCCUGACGCUGUUCGAGGCGGGCGGCGGCGGUCCGCUGCCGAAGAACGGGCAGCAGUGGCACGACUACAGGGACGGCAAGCUGCCCGACCUGCCCAAACUGUCCCGGGAGUUUAAUCAGCUGUUGAGGAAAAUGGUGGACCCGGACCCGUCGUGCCGCCCCUCUGCGGCGCGUCUCCGGCGACACCCGCUGCUGCACCCGGCCGGCAACAAGACCAAGACGCAGCUGCGCCGCGAGCUCGCCGCCGCCAAGAUGAAGAACGAGCUGCUCGCCAGGAAGCUGCAGGAGGCUGCUAGAUGUAUAAAAUCAUUAACGCCAAACUUAGUGCAGAACCAAGAAUCGGCCAAGUUCCGCACUCGAUCGGCGAAGCGAUUGCAGAAGCCGCGAGUCGAUACGCACAUCGCCGAGAUGAUUCAAUCCGUGACGUCACCAAUCAGAAUAGACAGGACAUACAGAAGAACGAAAAAGGUAUAACAUUAUAUAUAAUUUUAAUUUUUAAAACUAGCAACACUCGUCUCUAUAAUAUGGCGACGAUUUCGUCCUCGUUUUUGACAAGUAAUUAAUGAGAUUUCGUUGAUUAAGUAAUGUUUGUAUAACUUUGAGAACGCUCGUAAAUUGUCAAGGGCCCCGUUGGAGGUCGAAAGUUGACGAGCGUGCUCGAAAAUUGUAUAUUUCGGUGAUUGAUUCGUAGUUAAGGGUCUUGGUCUUGGCUCGAAAGUUGUAGAGUUACUCUCGAAAUAUGCUGUAUUUCUAGUAGUAUAAAUAUUAUUUAUUUUAAUAAGUCUUGUUAGUUUUAUGAGAUGAUCGAAUUCGGUGCAGUCGUUUUUUUUUAAUUAAUUUAAGGGUAAUAGGGAUUUAUGUAUAAAAAGAUUAAAUUUAUAAUUGUCAUAAUAUUGUUUUAAUUAAAAAAAAAUGUACAAAAUAUGAUAACUUCUCUCUCAUUGCGUUUUCAAAAAAAUAUUAUGUAAAGCAAAAUAUAUAAGUGGUAGUCAGCUUUUAAUUUAGUAUAUAGAUAAGAAAAUAAAGAUUCAGAUCAACAGUAGCUAUUGUUAAUACUAAAAUAGGGAUGAUGACGGGGUAUGAAAAUUAAACAUCUAUUCAGUCCGUCAAUUAGGUAAUGAAAAAAUAUUAGACACGUAUUUUUUAUUUUGUCAUAUAAGAUAACAAUACUUAGAUAAAACGAAUCAAAGUUUAGGAGUGGGAGCUAAUACGUCAUUUCUACGUAUAAAAUGUACUUAGAAGUGACGUUAUGCGAUAUUUCAAAUCGAUAUAUCUUCGAAAGUAUUUUUCUUAAAUACGUGUGUAAUGUUUUAAAAUAAUCUACAAGACGGACAUUGAAAUAAAAAUUAGUCAUCUACCGUAUUGUACGCUUUGUAACGAAGCCAUAUCUUUUGUAACUCAGUCGGCGCUAGACAACCAAUGGUUGCUGUCUUUAUACUGAAUCUAUCUUUAUUUUCUUAUCUAUAUACUGAAUUACAAUGCUGACAAUGUAUGAUACAUGUCCAGUGCUUUUUGACAGUAAAAUUUGACAGUAAUGCGCCAGUGUUUUGCCAAACAAAAAAAAAACUAAUUUUGACAGAAAAAAAUCCAAAAUAUCUUAGCUUGGUCUUUGCGUAACCAUCAGUUUAAAAAAAUGCCUUCAUUAUAUCCAUGAUAGAGUAUCUGACGAAGUUUUUUAAAAAAAAUACUUUUUUCAAAUUUUUUUUCGCAAAAUUUUUCAAUUUUGACUUCUCAGUCGGCUACUGCUGACCGACGCGGUCUCGUAUUCAGGGGUCUACUCUAAUUCAACGAAAAACUAAGUUUCGUCCGAAACUUCGCAGAUUUCAUACUACAAUUCCAUUUAUUGCAAACUUUCGUGAACAAAAAUGAACGAAUUGAAUGAAGAUAAAUAAAUAGGUUUUGAUAUGAAAUUAAAAAUAAAACAUUAUUUCAAGUAAUUCUAUUAGUAAAUCAAUAAAACCUACGGCCGAAGAUUAAACGAAACUUCGGAUUCGAGAACCGGAGUAGGCCCACAGUUUCCCGAGUCAUUCACUUUUAUAUGUUUUUUAAAGUAAAAGACACUGGUAUGAAAUUUUGUCAGUUUAGUAUACGGUAACUAUGAAACAGUGUUCUAUCUACCAGAUAAGCUUAUCAGUAACUUUAGUUAUUAGUUUGCUUUACGUUUGAAGUAAUCGAAACUACGCGCUCGAAUCAAAGUCAAAGUCAAAGUCAAAUCAUUUAUUCCAAUUAAACCAUAUACUUAGGUACUUUUGAAACGUCAACAAAGAAAGAAAUAAACAAUAGUCUGUCAGUCUGUCCGUCAGUGAAGCUAGGUGCUCGUUCCAAAGUGUAGCUUCGAAUGGAGAAGAACGAGCAAGAAACUCCAUUCGUUACUCUUUUAAAAAUAUGGCAACGCACCUGUGAUUCCUCUGGUGUUGCGGGUGUCCAUGGGCGGCGCUGAUCGCUUACCAUCAGGUGACUCGUCUGCUCGUUUGCCACCUAAUCCAUAAAAAACAAAAUAUAUAAUUAUGUUUACAAUUUCUCUGAAUAAACCAACCAAUCAGAGCGCCGAACGCGUUCUCGUUUCGAUUACUUUAAACGUAAAAUAAACUCAUACUAAGGGUAUAGACGCUUAUCAAGCAACCGAGAAAGUCUUAGUAAUUAGUAUUUAGUGUAUUAGGUCUUAAUUUUAGUGCCUUUUAACAACAAAUGUGAUUUUUAAAAAUGUGCUUUUUUUAAUCGAAUUUAAAAAAUAGUAACUUGUAUAGGUAAUGAAAAUAAUAAUUAAAAUAAAGGGUUUUUGAAGACGACAGUGUACCAAUAUGCUAAAUAUGUCGAAAUACUAUUAUUACAUAUUUUUUUUGGAAUUGUGUCCAGUAUAUGGCAAUAGACUCACCCCCUAUUACAUGGGACUUAUAACAUAACUACUGAAAAGUGGGUGUUACAUUGUCCAUACCCAAAUUCUCCUCUAAUAAUAUCUUCUGAUUUAUUUCGUUGCGGGAUCCAAGACAGUCAUUCAUGUCCCUGGGACGUUGGACUUCAGUGUUCCGGUGUUUUCAUGGUUGUAUCUACUGUAGAUCCUAGCUUAUAGUACAGUGGUUUGUCCCACAAAAAUAAAAUGUACACCUCUGCCUACCCCUUUUUGUAGAUUUUGACAUAUUUAGUAUAGUUUAAACAAACCUGUUGUCUUUAAAUGUGAAUUGAAAUCUUCCAUUGCAUACUAUGUGAUAUCAAUUUUUUGGAAAAAAAGAGAAGUAAUGUAUUUUUAGGUUUUAAGGAAUUGUUUUGAGACGUGCUGUCUGUAUUUUUAACCGACUUCCUAAAAGUAGGAGGUUGUGUAGUUGAUUUUCUUUCAAUAAUUAGCUCAAGAAGUAUGUAAGGAUUGUAGUAGGUGGCGCUCUGUAGUUUUUACCUAACAACCCGUGGCAGUCCACUGCUGGACUAUGAGCCUCCUCUACAUAAGAGGGGUUUGUCAUAAUCUCCACGCUUGGCCCGGGUUGAUAACUCCCAAAGUCCGGCAACGCACUUGUAACUCCUCUAGUGUUGCGGGUGUCCAUAGACGGUGCUGAUUGCUUAUGCAAGUGAUCCGUCUGCUCAUAUCUGACUAAAAAUAAGAAUGGUACUAACAUGACCUAAAUCUACAGUGCUGCCAUCUACUGAUCGCAAAAAUUAGAUUGUUUUAAAGUCAAGUUUUCUGUAUACCCAAUUACCGAUGUCUCAUAAAGAAUAGAAUAAGGCAGCUUUUCUUUUUAAUAUGUAGUAAUUAAAACAAAUAUAUUAUAAAUGUAAUAUUUAUGAGAAAAUGAAUAAUAUGUAAUAUCGUAAUAUGUAUAGGUUUUGUAAAAAAAUAUUAUUAUAAUUAAGUUCAAAUUGUUUAACCGAUGUGGUUCUUUGAAAAAUUUUAACUCAUAUUGGGAUAAAAAGUAUCCUAUCACCCAAGUCAGCUCAUACCCUCUCUGUAUACCAAAUUUCAUCAAAAUCCGUUCACUAGUUUCAGCGUGAUUGACGGACAAACAUCCAAAGAAACAAACUUUCACAUUUAUAAUUAUUGCAAUUAAUCCUAAAUUAGGUACUUUUGAAACAUAUUUUGUUAAAUAUUUUCGAAGAAUCACUUACCGGUUUUGUGAUGUGUAAGUAGUUUGGGUUUGAAAGAGACAAAUAAUAAUAAUAAUUCCACCUCUUAAUAGGCCGGUAAACGCACUUGUAACGCCUCUAGUGUUGCGGGUGUCCAUAGGCGUGAAUUGCUUACCAUCAGGUGAUCCGUUUGCUCGUUUACCAUAAAAAUACUUUGUAUAGUCAUAGGCUUGUAAAAACUGGUGAAAAGUGGGUGUUACAUUGUAUAUGUGCAUCUCUGUCUACCCCCCUAUUAUUUGUCAAUAAAUCCAUUCUACGGACGCGUCAAUAGUUAAGGGCUUUGCCCAUUUUCAAUAUCUUACUGAUUGAAAUGUAAUUAAAGAUGAUAAAAUUUAAGAAUUAUUACUUUUAAGAUUCUGUUGUCGAAGAAAAUUUUUGUGUAUACGUAAAAUUGAGAGUUGUGAUAGCUUAUCAACUCCUUAAUUUCAUAUAAUAAUUGGAAAAUCUCUCUCUCAGCACUCCCCUACACUCCCCUAGCGCGCUACAUGUCACACAGCUUGCUACGCGCAGUAGUUACAGCUGUGUACAGUCUGUCACUCUCUCAGCACUCCCCUACACUCCCCUAGUGCGCUACAUGUCACACAGCUUGCUACGCGCAGUAGUUACAGCUGUGUACAGUCUGUCACUCUUUCAGCACUCCCCUACACUCCCCUAGCGCGCUACAUGUCACACAGCUUGCUACGCGCAGUAGUUACAGCUGUGUACAGUCUGUCACUCUCUCAGCACUCCC
Messenger RNA from Spodoptera frugiperda (fall armyworm), 6196 nucleotides. RefSeq names its product wee1-like protein kinase. Gene Ontology annotation, biological process: protein phosphorylation; mitotic cell cycle. The record is from RefSeq and is a predicted model, not a curated record. Gene Ontology annotation, molecular function: ATP binding; magnesium ion binding; non-membrane spanning protein tyrosine kinase activity. The transcript is spliced from 11 exons. NCBI's taxonomy places the organism in Eukaryota, Metazoa, Arthropoda, Insecta, Lepidoptera, Noctuidae. Gene Ontology annotation, cellular component: nucleus. The coding region runs from base 130 to 1827 and encodes 565 amino acids.